AUGAGCCGAGAAGAGAUCAUUCGAAGCAGCGACCCUCGCACGGAUGCCCUGAACUAUGUGACCAAAAAUGGCCGAUAUACUCUCCAGGUGGAGGAGUUCAUCGAAGCCGGCAGACCAGACGGUACCGAGUUGCACAGUUCCUACGUGACACGCCAUACUACGCCCAAUGGACAAGCAGCGUACGCGCCUGCCAUAAAGGGUGUCUCCGGCCAUAUUGUCGAGACGGGACAGUCGUUCACCGUCCGGGACGACUACGACUUCAACAACCCUUCUGGGGACGGGAAGGGGUACCAUGUUAAUGCACAGCUCGGCAAGGCGACGGUGGCCUUUGUCUCGGGCCAGAAUAGCGCACAGGCGUAUUAUGAUCGCACGAAUAUGACGGGCGAGAGAUUGUAUUUUGACGGGAAGCAGAGUGCUGCCUCGUGGUAUACGCAGGGCCAUUCACGCUGA
Messenger RNA from Aspergillus terreus NIH2624, 450 nucleotides. RefSeq lists its product as uncharacterized. The transcript has 2 exons. Bases 1 to 450 code for a protein of 149 amino acids. Lineage: Eukaryota; Fungi; Ascomycota; Eurotiomycetes; Eurotiales; Aspergillaceae. The record is from RefSeq and is a predicted model, not a curated record.